Messenger RNA from Tetranychus urticae (two-spotted spider mite), 1847 nucleotides. Its product is annotated as acyl-coenzyme A diphosphatase FITM2-like. Gene Ontology annotation, cellular component: endoplasmic reticulum membrane. Gene Ontology annotation, biological process: lipid droplet organization; phospholipid biosynthetic process; lipid storage. Lineage: Eukaryota; Metazoa; Arthropoda; Arachnida; Trombidiformes; Tetranychidae. The record is from RefSeq and is a predicted model, not a curated record. Gene Ontology annotation, molecular function: coenzyme A diphosphatase activity.
GAUUAACCAUUGGAAAUGUGUUAAUUGAUUGUUUGGAUUGACGCAUUUUCAUUGACAAUGUUUAACUGUUUAAUUGUUAUUUGUAUUGUCAGUUGAAUCAGUGAGCUAAUCAGCUAAUUUCAUACUCAGAUCGGGCCAAAAUGUAGACAUGAAAUGUGUUUAUUUUUAGAUUGAAUUUUCUCAUCUAUUGAAUCAACAGCAAGAACUUGUUCAAUGUAAGAAUAGAUUUACUAGGUUUUAGUUAAUCUAUUUUAAGACGAUUCAAGUUUAAAAAUACAACAGAUGAUGGCAACGACUCUAACAGACUCAAUUUGGAGACUUUCCCUUUCAACGGUUAAACUGGCUGAGAUAAAGCUAACGGUUACGAUUUUACCAUGUUUUCAUUUGUUUUGUGAUUUAAUUUGAAUUAUUGUUACAUUUUUAAUUUCAAUUUAAUGAUAUUUAUACCUACUUACAUUAUACAAUUAUAUGGAGAUUCAUUUAUAGCCAGUUAAUCAUGUGUUUCAUCUCUUUUGGCCCUUCCUUGGCAAAUUUAUUUUCAUCAAUAUUUUCAACUGAAUAACCGUAUUUUCAAUUUUUACGCAUUAUUUUAACAACUGAACUGCGAAUUGAAUUUAUGCUCUUAUUAUGACUAAAUUGAGUGAUUCAAUAAAACCAUUUCUCAAAUAUCGCCAAAACACCCGCAAGAUUAACAAAUUGGAUGAUAAUGAAAAAUCUAAUACAAAAUUCAUUGCCACUUCAACUAGUUUAUCUCAUGUGACGAUUAUGAUACUGUUAACACUAUGCCGUAAAUCAACAAUUGCAAUAUCAAUGGAAAAACGUCUUUUUGUAUAUUCUUGUUUAAUCUUUUUUGGUGGCAUCAUUUGUGAUUUUGCACCCAUUUUAAUUCGUGCAUUUGUACCUUUCAAGGCAACCAAGGAUGGAUAUCUUAAUCAAUAUUUAGUUUAUCUUGUUUGGUGGUGGACAUUGCUACUUUUAAUCCCAUUCCUGUUUUUAACAACUAUCAUUGUACAAUUAAAUCCAAGUCAACAAGAAGAACAGCAGCUUGAAGAAUGGAUUGAAAGAUCAGCUUCUGGUAGCAUCUUGGAAUGGAUGUAUCGUUAUGACAAACUUACAACCACUAAAAAGAUCAGUAUGAUGUUUCAAAGCGGCUCAAUUGUUCGAUUGAUAAUGAAUAUGACAUUUAUUUUUGGCUCAUUAUUACUGUUUAACCGUGUCAUGGAAGCUACAGGAAGCUGUUCUGUUGAAAUGUUAAAAUCAGAAGAAGCUUGUCUUCGCUUAGGCCAUCGUUGGUCUGGCUUCGCGAUCGAUGAAAAGAUAUUUCAAUUAAUAAUUGCUAACAUGAUCAUACUGGAAGAGUGUACACUGAUGAAAGGCUGGGAACCUUUUGGUGAACAAUUAACCAUUAAACGAAAAGUUUACCUUAGACAAUGUAAAAUUGAUUUUAAUCAGGCAAUGCUAUUUGAUCAACUUAAUGGCUACAUCCGAUGUCUUUUCAUUGCGCUAACACUGCUAAGCUUUGCAUUGGACUUCAUGAUAUUCCAAUAUGCCGUCAAUUAUCCAACAAUGGUUUCGAAAGCAGCAGCCUACGGUUGGGCAUUAGUUUUAUACUAUUCAACUUAUCGAUUCAUAUAUAAAUCAGCAUUUUUUACACAUUUUACUGAAUCAUCCAAGAAGACGAAAUGAAAAUAUCUUAUUGAAUCCUAUUUCUCAUAGAACACCAAUUAGAUAGUAAAUUGCGAAUCUCAUGCGAAAUUUAGCCCAAAUUUUCGCAAUAAAAAAACGUAAAUCCAAUUACGAUAAAAAUUUAUUAACUUCAUCAAAAUAACAAUGUUUAACAAAACUCA